UCGUUUUUCCUUGAAAUGGACAGCAGAAGCUUGCGUGAACAAAUCGCGGUCAUGAGGCAAUCCUUCUUUGAUGAGGAGAUUUUGGACGCGCAGUUCAGUCAACUGGAGGAGCUAACGGAUAAAGACGAACCCAACUUUGUUGAGGAUGUGGUGACCAUGUACUUCAGGGAGUCGACUGAUAAUCUGAUACCUACUAUUGAGGAGCAUAUGAAAAGUAUCCCUAUUGACAUCCCUAAACUAGACAGGGUCAUGCAUAAGCUUAAGGGCAGCAGUGCCAGCAUUGGUGCUAACAAAGUUCGAAAUGAGAUCAACAACACAAUGGCGCUUUUGGAGGAACGGAACGUGGAAGGGGCAAAGGCCGCCUUCGAGCAGGUGCGAAAGGAGCAUGAAACUCUCAAAGCCAAGCUCGAGACCUAUUUUCAGGUUUAUCUCUCUCGACCCACAUUGACCAUUCUUCAUAUGUUCCUUGCUUACUUCGAUUAAUAGGGCAAAAAUAAACUUGUAUUGAACUCCUAUUAAUGUUUCCUAUAUAUGGCAGCAACUGAGGCAAGCAGGCCCUGUUGACCCAGCUACGCCUUCCAAGUGAUGCGGUCGCCUUAAAGCUGGAGAUAGAAGCUGGUAUUUGGUGGCCUCAUUGCUUCAAGCAAAUCCACCAUUUUCAUGAUCUGCUUUUAGAAUAUAAUAAAAACUGGAGAUAGUUCAUUUUCUGUGUUGGGUCUUUCAUCUGUGUGCCCUUGGAUCCUGUUAUAAGGUUUUCCCUUCUUACUAUUACUAGUACUUCUAAGGAAGCUUUCU
Molecule: messenger RNA, 795 nt
Organism: Theobroma cacao (cacao)
Lineage: Eukaryota; Viridiplantae; Streptophyta; Magnoliopsida; Malvales; Malvaceae
Source: RefSeq, a predicted model, not a curated record